AUGGCAGACAACUCUACACGACACUGCAUCUCAUCUUUCUUCCUGGUCGGUGUCCCUGGCUUGCAGGACUUGCACUGCUGGAUCGGCAUCCCCGCCUGCCUCCUGUUCUCCCUGACUCUGCUGGGGAACAGCAGCAUCAUCGUGACCGUCAGACUCGAGCCGAGCCUCCACCAGCCGAUGUAUUUCUUCCUUUGCAUGCUGGCCGUGAACGACGUGGCCCUGGCCUCGUCCACUGCCCCCAAGAUGCUUGGCAUCUUCUGGCUGGAUGCUCACUGGACUGACGUUGAUAUGUGCCUCGCACAAAUGUAUUUCAUCCACACAUUCUGCAUAGCUGAGUCCGCCCUCCUGGUCGCCAUGGCCUUUGACCGCUAUGUGGCUAUUUGCAUGCCCCUCCGCUACACAACCAUCCUGACGACACCGAAGGUCAGCAAGAUGGGUCUGGCUGGUGUGACCCGAGCCGUCCUUCUGGUUUUGCCAGGUCCUCUCCUCAUUAAGAGGCUACCGUGUUACACCCAAGACGUCAUCAAUCAUGCUUACUGUGAGCACAUGGCUGUGGUGAAACUGGCCAGCGCUGACACGCGCGUUAACAGGGCAUAUGGCAUCUCUGUGGCCCUUUCAGUGAUGGUACUGGACCUCGGGCUCAUAGCCACCUCCUACAUCAAAAUCCUUCAGGCGGUCUUCCGGCUCUCCUCCCAGAACGCCCGCUCCAAAGCCCUGGGCACCUGCGCUGCCCACGUCUGCACUAUACUUGUCUCCUACACGCCUGCACUGUUUAGCUUUCUCACCCACCGCAUUGGCAAGAAGGUGCCCCCAAGUGUCCACAUAAUUUUUGCCAGUUCCUAUCUCCUGGUGCCCCCCGCAGUCAAUCCGCUGGUGUAUGGCGUCAAGACCAGGCAGAUUCGUGACCGAGUGAUUGGUCUCUUUUGCCCAAAAAGGAAAAUUUCUGAAAACUAA
Molecule: messenger RNA, 954 nt
Organism: Phacochoerus africanus (Common warthog)
Lineage: Eukaryota; Metazoa; Chordata; Mammalia; Artiodactyla; Suidae
Product: putative olfactory receptor 52P1
Exons: 1
Coding region: 1-954 (317 amino acids)
Biological process (GO): G protein-coupled receptor signaling pathway
Cellular component (GO): membrane
Molecular function (GO): olfactory receptor activity; G protein-coupled receptor activity
Source: RefSeq, a predicted model, not a curated record